Iphiclides podalirius (scarce swallowtail) is the source of this 765-nucleotide messenger RNA. The record is from the annotation of a GenBank genome assembly. Lineage: Eukaryota; Metazoa; Arthropoda; Insecta; Lepidoptera; Papilionidae.
AUGUUUAAAGGUCUAGUGGGUUUUGUCACUGGUGGUGCUUCGGGCUUAGGACGUGCCACUGCCGAGUUACUGGUGAAGCAAGGAGGCCGGGUCAUUAUUUGUGACCUACCUUCUAGCUCUGGAGCAGACAUUGCAAAACAGCUCGGUGAAAAUGCUGCUUUUGUAGAAUUAAAUGUCACAUCAGAGCAAGAUGUAAAAAAUGCCUUACAGACUACAGUUGACAAAUUUGGCCGACUUGAUGUGGCAGUCAAUUGUGCAGGGGUAGCAUCAGCAAGUAGAAUUUAUAAUUUUAAGAAAAAUCAGCCGUUUGACCUGAACCUCUUUCAAAAAACUAUUGAGGUCAAUUUAAUGGGUACUUUCAAUGUUAUACGACUAGCUGCCGGGCUGAUUGGAAAAAAUGCACCAGAUGUGGAUGGACAAAGGGGAGUCAUUAUUAACACAGCCAGUGUAGCCGCUUUCGAUGGCCAAAUAGGACAAGCUGCAUAUUCCGCUUCUAAAGCAGGAGUCGUGGGUAUGACAUUGCCUAUUGCUCGGGACCUUGCCAAGCAGGGAAUAAGAGUUGUUACCAUUGCACCAGGCUUAUUCCGCACACCAAUGAUGGAUCAGCUGCCGGAGCCAGCUAUUAAGCAGUUGGAGGCCUCGGUGCCAUUUCCAUCCCGUCUUGGUCAUCCCCAUGAAUAUGCCUUACUAGUACAGAGUAUAAUUCAAAAUCCAAUGCUCAAUGGAGAAACAAUAAGGCUUGAUGGUUCAUUAAGAAUGCAACCA